UUGUUGGUGGUGUUAAUCUUUGUUUUCGUCCUCAAACUUCAGUACAAUUUCUUAAAUUACAAAUGCUUUCAAAUGAUGGUAUAUGUCGUGCAUUUGAUUCAAAUGAUGCUAAACGUUUCUAUGCAACAUUAUUACAUUCAGAAACAAAUACUGAUGGUUGGAAAAAAGAUGGUAUUACAUUUCCAAAUGGUGAAAUGCAAAAAAAUUUACUUGAAAAUAUUUAUAAAGAAAUUCAUCUUGAUCCAAAUCGUAUUGGUUAUGUUGAAGCACAUGGAACAGGAACACGUGCUGGUGAUCCACAAGAAAUGAAUUCUAUUACAGAAAUAUUUUGUAGUAAACGUAAUCAACCAUUAUUAAUAGGUUCAACAAAAUCAAAUAUGGGUCAUCCAGAACCAGCUUCAGGUGUUGCUGCUUUAGCAAAAUUACUUAUUGCUAUACAAGAUGGACAUAUACCUGCUAAUUUAUAUUAUAAUUCACCAAAUACAGAUAUACCAGGUCUUAGUGAUGGCCGUCUUAAAGUUGUAACAGAAAAAACAAAACUACCAAAUAAUUUAAUGUCAAUUAAUUCAUUUAGUUUUGGUGGUGCCAAUAUUCAUGCUGUACUUGAAGCAAAUUCAAAUCGAAAAGAAAAUGAAAAUUUAUCACGAAAUGAAAUACGUCUUGCAUUUGCUUGUGCUCGUACAAUUGAUGGAUGUGAAAAUAUUCCUAAAAAUUUAAAAAAAUAUGAAAAUAAUAUUGAAUUACAAGCAUUAAUUACAGAAAAUUCAUUUCAUCCAUCACAUACACAUCCAUAUCGUGGUUUUACUUUAUUAAAUUCAUCAAUAAUAGUUAAAAAAUGUAAUAAUGAACGACGACCAAUAUGGUUUGUAUUUUCAGGUAUGGGUACACAAUGGUCUGGUAUGGGAUGUGAUUUAAUGAAACUAAAAUUAUUUCGUCAAUCAAUUGAAAGAAGUUCAAUUAUACUUAAAAAAUAUAAUAUUGAUCUAUUUAAACUUAUUUUAUCAUCAA
Messenger RNA from Rotaria sordida, 1008 nucleotides. NCBI's taxonomy places the organism in Eukaryota, Metazoa, Rotifera, Eurotatoria, Philodinida, Philodinidae. The record is from the annotation of a GenBank genome assembly.